Molecule: messenger RNA, 1920 nt
Organism: Mesoplodon densirostris (Blainville's beaked whale)
Lineage: Eukaryota; Metazoa; Chordata; Mammalia; Artiodactyla; Ziphiidae
Exons: 6
Coding region: 1-1920 (639 amino acids)
Source: RefSeq, a predicted model, not a curated record
AUGAGCUCCCCAGAUGAGGUGUCUGUGUGGGGAACGGGUUUCGGCCCAGAGGGCGGGGAGCGGGCCGGCGUCCGCCCGGCCGGCCGCGCAGUUCCGCGGGGACCCGACCGCGGCGCCGAGCCCAGGAAGCCGCCGAGCGGCGGGGGCGGGAGCGGCUGCCGGGAUCCCAAGGGCUUCCAGUCAGAGCGGGAGAUGCUGGAAGCGGGAGGGCCGGUGCUGUGUGGCCGCGAAGGCCGACCUGGCUCCCCGGAUGACGACACGAGGGACCUCCUGGACCUGUUCGAGGAGUCUGCGGCGGGCACCACGCAGCAGCUGUACGACUGGGACGUGCUGGACUUCUGCAGAUACCCGUUGGAGGAGCCCUGCGCCUCCUUCGAAGUGUCCGCCGGCCUCGAGGCGGGUCCCGGCCGUCCAGGAGCGACCGCCCAGAGCUGUGGGGAAGCGCCGCCGGCUCUGGCCGGCCCUCUCCACCUCGGUGGGCCCGAAGCGGGCCGGGCCUGGAGGAAGCCUAAGAGAGCCACUAAGCGUAGGUUGAACGUGGCUGCGGAUCGCCAGCGGUUCUCCUAUGAAGGCCGGGCCCGGCAGCUAUCCGACUCCGAGUCCUCAGAUGAGUUCAGUGACACAGAGCUGAUGACGGUGAGUACUUACCCCGGAGGAGGAGGCCAGGCCGAGCCCAGCAGACCCGAGGAUCCCGGGGACACUCCCAGACACUCGAAUUUCCAAGUCAGGGAGAAUUUCCUUCCCGUGACAGGCUCUUCCCUGUCCUCGGCUCUGCGAGGACUCUCUUCGGUUGUGGAAAGGCAGGGCGUGGGAGAGCAGGGCAUCUCUUCCCCUAAGAAAAUGCAGAGCGUGCUCUGGGGGAACGGGGGCAGCAAGCCCAGCUACCCGGGAGCUGCUGCUGCUGCUGCUACGGCAGGUGGCCUGCCGCAGGUCACUCCUAGGAAGAAGGGGACCCUGGAGAAGAAAUCCCUCGGGGGAGCCUCCACACUUGCCCUGGGGAAAAACUUCCCUUCCUGGGGGCAGCGAAUCUGGGCACCUCCGCUGGAACCGGCCACCUUCCCCCCAGUCUCUGGUAUUCCGCUGCUUGGGAGAUCCAAGAGGUAUACCUUGGUCCCUUCUGGAACCAAACAGGCCAAGCACACCAGCGCUGGGAAGAAAUCCGUGGUCACGUGGACAAGGGAGUCUGAGGCUGUGGCGGGAGAAGAUAAGGACCCAAAUAGAGACCCAGCCCCAAAGGGCCAACUGCCAGCUCACAAGCCAGGGACACCUUAUCUGCGCAUGCAUCGUGGAAAAGCCAGCAGUGGCGAGGUCGACACCAGAGGCCCCCAAGAUCCAGGAAACUCAGAGCCCUUGGCCCUGAACCAGGGAGAAGUCAUGCCCAGGGGGCCUGCCCCCUCAGGUGACUGGGAGCCACUUGACCAUCCCCCAAGACCGGAAACGCCGCAGCAGCCACUGGGAAUGCCGGGCUGUCCUUCGGUUGAGCCCAUCGUCUUCCUGCAGGAGGGGCAGCUGAGACAGUCAUUCCAGGUCUUGUGUCCCUGCAGACACUCUGGAGAGUGUGAAGCUAAGUACAGGCUGGAGACCACCAUCACAGGAACUCGCUUCCCAGUGCACACUAUGGAGGCCUCUAACCACAGUGUGCACACUGGGGGAAAAGUGAAACCAGAAGAGAAAUACUGCCCCAAGCCCUCAGGACCCGGCUAUAUCCCAGACCAAUGUGGAGACUGCCAUCACACCUGGGAGAAACCCAACUUCCUCAGGGCUCUUAACUCUGGCCCCUCAGGUCCCAACCCCACACCUGAAAGGGCAGUGAGGGCCAUUGAGCAGAGAAGCAGCCCCAGCUCACACCUUAUUCUGGCUCUAGCCCCUUCAACUCCAGACCUGUUUCCCACCCGGGCAGUGACUGCCACCACGCCCUAG